Molecule: messenger RNA, 3909 nt
Organism: Cinclus cinclus
Lineage: Eukaryota; Metazoa; Chordata; Aves; Passeriformes; Cinclidae
Gene: ERN2
Product: endoplasmic reticulum to nucleus signaling 2
Exons: 23
Coding region: 1-3048 (1015 amino acids)
Biological process (GO): protein phosphorylation; intrinsic apoptotic signaling pathway in response to endoplasmic reticulum stress; IRE1-mediated unfolded protein response
Cellular component (GO): IRE1-TRAF2-ASK1 complex
Molecular function (GO): protein serine/threonine kinase activity; RNA endonuclease activity; ATP binding
Source: RefSeq, a predicted model, not a curated record
AUGCUGGCACCGAGCUCCUGUCUGUGCCUGGCCGUCCCUCUCUAUCCAUCCCCGGGGGAGCGCGUGUGUCCCGAGCCCAGGGCUGAGCUCGGCAUCGCUGCAAAGUCCAGACGGAAGGAAUCUCCUGGCCCUGCCAUGCCAGUACUGCUGGCACAGGCUGCUGGCUGGUCCCUGCUCCGCAGCCUGGACAGGCCCCCAGGACAGGCUCUGCCAGCUCAGUCUCCCAGAGCAGCGCGGGGACCAAGCCUCAAAGGCGGUGCUGUGACUGUCCCAGAAUCGCUGCUCUUCAUCUCCACACUGGAUGGGAACCUCCACGCUGUCAGCAAGAGCACAGGGGACAUCAAGUGGACCCUGAAGGACGAUCCCAUUCUGCAGGUGCCGGUGUAUGUGGCAGAGCCAGCAUUCCUUCCAGACCCCAAUGAUGGCAGCCUGUACAUCCUGGGAGGAAAGAACAAAGAAGGCUUGAUGAAGCUGCCGUUCACCAUCCCAGAGCUGGUGCAGUCGUCGCCGUGCCGCAGCUCGGACGGGGUGCUCUACACGGGAAAGAAGCAGGACACCUGGUUCAUUGUGGACCCCAAGUCAGGGGAGAAGCAGACCACCCUCUCCACAGAGGCUUGGGAUGGUCUGUGCCCAUCCAGCCCCUUGCUCUACAUCGGACGGACCCAGUACGUCAUCACCAUGUAUGACACCAAGUCACGGGAGCUGCGCUGGAAUGCCACCUUCUCUGAGUACUCUGCCCCGCUCUGUGAGGAGUCCUACCAUUACAAAAUGGCCCACUUGGCCUCAAGCGGGGACGGGCUGGUGGUGACCCUGGACAAGGAGAGCGGGGAGGUCCUGUGGGCACAGAACUAUGGCUCACCUGUGGUCGGCAUCUACCUGUGGCACCAGGACAGCCUGCGCCGCCUCCCCCACCUCAACCUGGCCAUGGAGACCCUGCGCUAUCUGACCUUCCAGUCACAGGACAUCCAUGUCCUCAAGUGGAGCUACCAGUCCGUCAAGGACUUUGCUGCCACCAAGACCCAGCUGCUGCCGGCGCUCUACGUGGGAAAGCACGCGGCCAGUUUCUACGCCGUGACCUCCCUGGUGCACGGCAGCGUGGCACUGGUGCCCCAGGGCAUCACUCUGGCCAGGAUCGACGGCCCCACCACGGACGAUGUGACCAUGAGGGAGUCCGGGGAGUGUGAGAUCACACCCAGCACCAACGUCAAGUACCCACAGGGCAGCAUCACCUCACUUCACAACCAGUGGCUCCUCAUAGGGCACCAUGAGCUGCCUCCUGUGGUCCACACCACGAUGCUGCGAGCCUUCCCAGAGAACCUGAGGAAAACCACAGAAACCAUCAUCCCCAGGGCUCCUCCCAGCAGGACUGUGUUCGACGACUUCCUGGCCCCGAGCAGCCGGGAUGAGCCAGCUGUCCCCAGUGAGAGGCAGCUCCAUCCAGACCCCACGAUGGCAGAGCAGGUGGAGGUGUAUCCUGAAUCUGGCACCUGGGACCUGGUGAUGGCUGGCAUUGGCACAGCUCUGCUGGGCGGGGGAAUCCUGGUGCUGCUGCUCACAAAACUGCAGCAGCAGCAUGCAGCACAGCAGCAGCAGCUGGAGGAGCAGAUACAGCUCCUGCAGCAGCAGCAGGAGAUGCUGCGCCCGGACCGAGUUGCCAGGGAGGGUGUCUCUGAGGAGCCCAGAGAGCUGGAGCUGAGCCAGGGAAGCACAUCAGAGCUCUCACAGAGCUCCAGCCCCUCAGCCUGCCUGAAGGACACGGCUAAUGGGACACUCAGCCCAGAACCAGCUGUCCCAGUGGCUGCUGAAGAUGCAGAACCAGACCUGGUAGUAGUUGGGAAAGUUUCUUUUAACCCCAAAGACGUGCUGGGCCACGGAGCUGGAGGAACCUUUGUCUUCAGGGGGCAGUUCGAGGGCCGGGACGUGGCGGUGAAGCGGCUCCUGCCUCAGUGUGUGCACCUGCUCGAUCGUGAGGUGCAGCUGCUCCGCGAGUCGGACGAGCACCCGCACGUCGUGCGCUACUUCUGCACCGAGAGGGACCGGCAGUUCCACUACAUCGCCAUCGAGCUGUGCUCUGCCACGCUGCAGGAGUACGUGGAGAGCCCCAGCUUUGCCCGCCGCGGGCUGGACCCGGUGUCCGUGCUGCGUCAGACCAUGUCCGGGCUGGCCCACCUGCACUCCCUCAGCAUCGUGCACCGUGACCUGAAGCCCUGUAACAUCCUCAUCUCUGUCCCAAAUCGCCAUGGGCAGAUCCGUGCCGUCAUCUCCGACUUCGGCCUCUGCAAGAAGCUUCAGGGGGGACGCCAGAGCUUCAGCCUCCGCUCCGGGAUCCCCGGCACUGAGGGCUGGAUUGCGCCCGAGGUGCUGCAGGAAGCCCCGAAGGAGAACCCUACCAGUGCUGUGGACAUCUUCUCAGCUGGCUGCAUCUUCUACUACGUGGUGUCAGGGGGACAGCACCCCUUUGGGGACAGCCUACGGCGCCAGGCCAACAUCCUGGCAGGCUUCUACCAGCUGAGCUGCCUGCAGGAGGAGGCUCACGACAAACUCGUUGCAAGGGAGCUGAUUGUGGCAAUGAUCAGCUCCGAGCCCCAGCACCGGCCCUCGGCCCCUGUGGUCCUUAUGCAUCCCUUUUUCUGGAGUCAGGAGAAGCAGCUGCAGUUCUUCCAGGAUGUCAGUGACCGUGUGGAGAAGGAGCCAGCCGAGGGGCCCAUCGUCUCAGCCCUGGAAUCGGGGGGACGGGCCGUGGUGAGGACCAACUGGAGGAUGCACAUCUCCCUCCCGCUGCAGAUGGACCUGAGGAAGUUCCGCACCUACAAGGGGGGCUCAGUGCGUGACCUGCUGCGGGCCAUGAGGAACAAGAAGCACCACUACCACGAGCUGCCCGCUGAUGUCCGGGUGGCCCUGGGCUCUGUCCCCGAGGGCUUCGUGCAGUACUUCACCUCCCGCUUCCCCCGGCUGCUGCUGCACACGCACGGGGCCAUGCGGGUCUGUGCCCACGAGCGCAUCUUCCACUCCUACUACUGCCAGGGCCUGAGGGGCGACGGCGCCUGAGCGGGCACGGGCCUGCCCGGAGGGCACCCCGCUGCCCCGGGCCCUCGGUGUCCUCCUGCCAGGGCAGGCGGGGCACCAGGAGCACAGGUGGGCACCUGGCACCCAGGCCUUCCUGAGAGACCCUCAGGGCAGCCACCUUUGUAAACACUCACGGUCAGAGUCGGGUGCGAAGUGCUUGGGUCAGAAAAAGAGGCCAACUCGGGUGGGCACAGUACUUGGAGAAGAAAGAGGAAAAUGUGUUUUCCCAGGGACAGAGAGAGGCCCUGGCACAGCGAUGCCCUCAAGCUGGCACUGGUCCCAGGGGGACAUUCAGCAGGGACAAGAAGCUUUGUCCUGUGCUCUCUCCUGUGCCAGGGGAUGCAGCUCCUUGAGCUGAGACCAGGCCCAGGCCCCAGUCUUGGCUUUGGAGCUGCCCUUCAGCCCCAGCCAGGGCCAUGCUCAGCCAGGCCAGGCCCAGCAGCCACCCUGGGGCUGGGACCCAGCUGUGGCAGCCAGGCUGUGAGGGCACUGCCCCCUCACUGAAGCUGUGAUCUCAGCUGGGCUCACAGGGGCAUCUCCUGUCGGGUCCUGUGCAUCUGCCAGGCCUGAGCUCCUGAGCAGGUGGCACAGCAGUGCAGGACACUGGGCAGAAAGGAAGGAAUUCCUUUCCCCCCAGGAUCCUUUCCUCAGAGACAGACCUAUGGCUGCAGCUCUCCCAGCCUCUCCUGCUGCCCAGGGCUGGUGUCCCUUGGCUGCUCUGGUUUAUGGCAUCCCCAUGGGCACCUGCGAGCCAGCCUCCAGCACCAGCUGAGCCCAGGAGCACAGAGAGCCCCACAGCAGAGUUCUCUGUGGAACAAUGAUUUUGUACAGUCUGAUUCCUGU